This is a messenger RNA of Huiozyma naganishii CBS 8797, 1989 nucleotides long. Its product is annotated as lysophospholipase family protein. The coding region runs from base 1 to 1989 and encodes 662 amino acids. The record is from RefSeq and is a predicted model, not a curated record. Gene Ontology annotation, biological process: glycerophospholipid catabolic process. The transcript has a single exon. Lineage: Eukaryota; Fungi; Ascomycota; Saccharomycetes; Saccharomycetales; Saccharomycetaceae. Gene Ontology annotation, molecular function: A2-type glycerophospholipase activity. Gene Ontology annotation, cellular component: plasma membrane; extracellular region; cytosol.
AUGCUGGCUGCUAGAGAAUUGGCUCUUUUGGUGGCUGUUGCUUCAGGGGCCUCCGCUUGGUCCCCCACUGAUAGCUACGUGCCCGGGAAUGUGACCUGUGACGAUGACAUCAAUCUGAUCAGAAACGCGUCGCACACCCUGUCUCAGGACGAGAGGGAGUGGUUGAGUGUGCGGAACAACGUCACGAGGCCCGCUUUGCUCGAGUUCUUGCAGCGGUCGACCGCGAACUUUUCGGAUGACUCGCUGCUUGGGCAGCUGUUUAACUCGUCCUCGGGACGCAACGUCCCCAAGAUCGGGAUUGCCUGUUCUGGGGGUGGGUACAGGGCCAUGCUGAGCGGUGCUGGUAUGCUCGCUGCCAUGGACAACAGGACCCGUGGUGCGAACGAGAACGGGCUCGGCGGGCUGCUGCAGAGUGCCACCUACUUGGCUGGUCUGUCCGGUGGUAACUGGUUGACUGGUACGCUGGCGUGGAAUAACUGGACCUCCGUGCAGACGAUCGUGGACAACUUCACCGUGGACGACUCCAUCUGGGACAUCGACCACUCCAUCAUCAACCCUGGUGGGAUUAACAUCUUUAAGUCCGGGUCCCGCUGGGACCACAUCUCGGACGCCGUCAACGCCAAGCAGGACGCAGGGUUCAAUAUCUCUUUGGCCGAUGUCUGGGGUCGUGCGUUGUCGUACAAUUUCUUCCCUAGUCUUUACCGCGGUGGUGAAGCGUACACUUGGUCCACUUUGAGGGACGCCGAGGUGUUCAAGAAUGCGGAGAUGCCGUUCCCGAUUUCCAUUGCAGAUGGGAGAUACCCGGGCUCGCACGUCAUCGACCUCAACGCUACCCUGUUCGAGUUCAACCCAUUUGAAAUGGGGUCGUGGGAUCCAACGGUGAACAGUUUCACAGACGUCAAGUACCUGGGUACAAAUGUGUCCGAGGGUAAGCCAGUGAACAAGGGCCAGUGUGUUGCCGGGUUUGACAACACCGGGUUCAUUAUGGGCACUUCGUCAACUCUGUUCAACCAGUUCUUGCUGAGAAUCAACGGCACUGGUCUCCCCAAAUUCAUCACGCAAUUGGCCACCCACUUCCUAACAGACCUAUCUGAGGAUUACAACGAUAUCGCCAUCUACGCACCAAACCCAUUCAAGGACGCCAAGUUCCAAAUGGGGAAUGCCUCCACCAGUAUUUCUGACUCCGAGUACCUGUUCCUCGUUGACGGUGGUGAGGACGACGAAAACAUCCCACUGUACCCAUUGAUCCAAGAGCAGCGUGAUCUGGACGUCGUCUUCGCAUUGGACAACUCCGCGGACACGAACCUGUCCUGGCCAGACGGUAACUCCCUAGUGCACACGUACCAACGUCAAUUCGGUGCCCAGGGUAAGGACACCGCAUUCCCAUACGUCCCUGACGUGAACACUUUCGUCAACCUGGGGUUGAAUGAGAAACCAACUUUCUUCGGUUGCGACGCUCGUAACUUGACCGACUUGGAAUACGUCCCACCUCUUGUCGUUUACAUUCCAAACGCAAGACACUCCUUCAACGGGAACCAGUCCACUUUCAAGAUGUCGUACUCUGCCAGGGAACGUUACGGUAUGAUCCAAAACGGAUUCGAGUCUGCAACAAGGGGGAAUUUCACAGACGAUCAGGACUUCUUGGGCUGUAUCGGGUGUGCCAUCAUGAGACGUAAGCAACAAUCCUUGAACUACACUUUACCAAGUGAGUGUGAGACUUGUUUCACGAACUACUGUUGGAACGGUACCAUUUCUAACGAGCCAGCGUUGGGCGUUUCCGACGCUGCUGAGGUCCAGUCGUCCCAGUUGGCUUCUGCACUAAGUACUGCGUCCGCCGACGCCAGCUCUGUGGUCGCUUCGUCCACUGGUUCCGUCUCGUCAAAAUCCAAAGUAAGAAAGAACGCUGCUAACGCGGUCAAUGUGGACUCUGUCUCGGGCCGUUUGAUCACACUUGUGGCGAUGUUGGGUUCUGUUAUUGGGUUCAUUUGA